CAGACACUCCCACCUCCUUCACUAACAGACACUUCCUUCUCCAGCUCAGACUCUCUGCUGCGUUCGUGUCGACUGACCAGAGUCCAUGAACGCAGCGCUGCUCCUCCUAACUUCAACCUGACCUUACAUCAGCACAGCAGCACCUCUUCCUCCAGCAGCCACAUUCCAGAAGCUCUGCUCAGACAUGUCGCUGUACAGCUUUGGCCUGGAGCCUCUUUCCUGCCACACCUGGAACAAAGACAGAACUCAGAUCGCUGUGAGUCCGAACAACAACGUGGUGAACAUCUAUGAGAAGAAAGGCAAAGACUGGGUGAAGAUUCAUGAGCUGACGGAGCACAGCGGACGGAUCACAGGCAUCGACUGGGCUCCAGAGUCCAACCGGAUCGUGACCUGUGCUUCCGACCGGAACGCCUACGUCUGGACCAUGAAGGACGGCCUGUGGAAACCCACCCUGGUUCUGGUCCGGAUCAACCGAGCUGCCACCUGCGUGAAGUGGUCUCCUCUGGAGAACAAGUUCGCUCUGGGCAGCGGAGCUCGCCUCAUCUCGGUCUGCUACUUUGAGAAGGAGAACGACUGGUGGCUCAGUAAGCACAUCAAGAAGCCGAUUCGUUCCACCAUCCUGAGUCUGGACUGGCAUCCCAACAACAUCCUGCUGGCUGCUGGAUCUGCAGACCUUCACUGCAGGGUCUUCUCGGCCUACAUCAAGGACAUCGAGGACAAGCCGGGACCAACUGCCUGGGGGGCCAAGAUGCCGUUUGGGGAGGUUCUCCUGGAGCAUAAGGACUGUGGAGGGUGGGUCCACAGCGUGUCCUUCUCCCCCAGCGGAGACCAGCUGGCCUGCGUGACCCACAGCAGCAGCAUGAUCGUAGUCGAUGCCGCUCAGGGCAAAGAAGUGACCCAGCUGACCACCGAACAUCUGCCCAUGCUGAGUGUCCUUCACGUCAGCCCCACCGAGCUGGUUGCCGCGGGCCAUGACUCCUGCCCCUACCAGUUCAUCUAUAAAGGUCCUGGAACUCUGGAGUUUGUCAAGAAACUGGACAUCCCCAAGCAGACGUCCAAAGGCAGCAUGUCUGCCAUGCAACACUUCCGUAACCUGGACAAGAGGGCCACGGAGGACGAUUCCAACGAGCUGGACACCCUCCACCAGAACAGCAUCACGCAGCUGUGUGUUGUUUCAGGAGAGAAAACCAAGGUGGAGAAGUUCAGCAGCAUUGGUCUGGAUGGAGCGAUGGUCAUCUGGGAGUUUAAGCACUGAGUUCUUCUCAGAUCUUCCAGACCUCCAACACCUUCAGUAGCUGGACUUAACAUCUGUCAAGAAAAAACUGAUGUUUUAAAUCAAUAAAGAUCUGAACAGCUGA
Acanthochromis polyacanthus (spiny chromis) is the source of this 1358-nucleotide messenger RNA. RefSeq lists its product as uncharacterized. Gene Ontology annotation, biological process: Arp2/3 complex-mediated actin nucleation. Gene Ontology annotation, molecular function: actin filament binding. Gene Ontology annotation, cellular component: Arp2/3 protein complex; actin cytoskeleton. The transcript is spliced from 10 exons. The record is from RefSeq and is a predicted model, not a curated record. Bases 185 to 1255 code for a protein of 356 amino acids. NCBI's taxonomy places the organism in Eukaryota, Metazoa, Chordata, Actinopteri, Pomacentridae.